This is a messenger RNA of Micropterus dolomieu (smallmouth bass), 1222 nucleotides long. Its product is annotated as bromodomain-containing protein 3-like. The transcript has 3 exons. Bases 766 to 1092 code for a protein of 108 amino acids. Gene Ontology annotation, cellular component: nucleus; chromatin. Gene Ontology annotation, biological process: chromatin remodeling; regulation of DNA-templated transcription. The record is from RefSeq and is a predicted model, not a curated record. NCBI's taxonomy places the organism in Eukaryota, Metazoa, Chordata, Actinopteri, Centrarchiformes, Centrarchidae.
GUGACAGAUCAAUUCAUCGAACAUCUUCAUUUUUUUAAUUUUCCAUUGUUAAAGUCUAACCAGUAAUGUUGCCACUCUAGUCACAAACUUGUCUGCGAGGCAAAGCGUGAAAGUGGGCCCACUUGAUGUCUAUCCCGGUGUCAACAUGUUUUCCAUCCAGCAGCUUCAGGUCUGCCCUUUCAUUUCAUUUUAACACAAUGGGAUCGCAUGUAAACAAAUACAUGCACAAUUACCGCGAGCGAUUCGGUGUACGAACCUCUACCACAGCAGUGAUUUGAACUCUACCUGGACCUUAUGAUAACCUUUACAAAAAUAUUCGUCUCACCUUAUUCUCUGCCACUCAGAUAUAUACCAGGGAGAAAUAGAUGCAUGAAGUAUAUCGGAUGACGUGUUUUUUUUCUUCUGACUCCUCUCAGUUGUUUGGAGAGGAUAUUGUUGUCCUUACAGUCAUAUGCCAAGCCUCCAAGUACCUAGAAACUACUCUCUGUCUCCUACUUAUUCUUUGAUUUCUUAGUGUUGCUAUUUGUCUUGGCACUUUUUAUUUAAAUACCACAUUAGCCCAUAUCUGUUGAUUCUGCCCAGCUUAAAGCAGUUCAUGAACAGCUCGCUGCCCUCUCUGAAGUCCCUGUGAUUAAACCAAAGAAGAAAAAAGACAAGGACAAGAAAGAGGACAGCUGUCAAAAUAAAAGCAGUACAAAUUCCAGCUCCAGGCAGUUGUGGAAGAGAAGCAAAGACACGGAUGAUACAGAUGAUGAGUCUCUGCCGAUGACAUACGACGAGAAGCACCAGCUGAGCCUGGACAUUAACCGGUUACCUGGCGGCAAGCUGGGCCGGGUGGUGCACAUCAUUCAGACUCGAGAGCCCUCGAUGUGUGACACCAACCCAGAGGAGAUCGAGAUCGACUUUGAGAUACUGAAGCCGUCCACUCUGCGGGAGCUGGAGCAAUACGUGAAGUCUUGUCUGAAUAAGAAGUUUAAGUCAUUUCAAAAGAAAAGCAGUCAGGCUGCGCCUCAUCAUGUCAGCUGCAGCAGUUCUUCAGAUUCUGCCACCAGCAGCUCCACCGACUCCAGUUCAGAAAACAGUGACUCGUGACGACUGUAAAGUUUCUAUUUAUUGCUUCUUUAGUUACCAAAAGAGAGUUCUUAAAAACUGUUAAACAUGCUUAUUUUUGUAUUUUGCUAUGUGUUCAAUAUGUGAAAAAUUAAACUUCCCUCACACAGUC